AUAGACUUGCGUGUAAACCCUUUUAAGAUCUUUUUCAUCAUUAUAUAUAUCCUCCAAUUAUGUUAUAUUUUCCCAAUCCAAAUCACCCCUAGUUUGUCCCUAUAAAUACCUCCAAUUAUUCAACACUUUUCACUCACUUAAUUCCCUUGUGUUAUUAUUAUUGUUUUAUUUAUUAUUAUUUCACUCAUUUUAAUAAAGCAAGCAAAAAAUGGAUUUAGGUGUGUCCAUCCUUGCAAACACUUUUACCACACCAUGGGAUCUCCAAACCAAAAAGAAAAACACAAACCUUUCUAACAACAAUGUCCCAAAAAGCUUCAUUUGGUCACUUAAUGACGACAUUGGCGAACCUAAAGAAAAACUCGACGCCCCGAUAAUAGACCUUCAAGGGUUCAUUAUCGGGGACGAAACGGCCACCAAAAACGCGGCCCAGGUGAUAAAAAACGCGUGCUCGAAUCACGGGUUUUUCCAAGUAAUCAACCAUGGUAUUGACCCGAAACUCUUAAACGAAGCAUAUAGCAAUAUGGAUCAAUUUUUUAAGCUACCAAAUACACAAAAGGCUAAGGCCGCGAAAGUGUCUGGUACGUUAUGGGGAUUGUCUGUGGCUCAUGCUGAUCGUUUGUCGACGAAUUUGCCAUGGAAAGAGACGUUGUCUUUCCCUUACCGUGCAAAGAACGACGACGACGACGACGACGACGAGGAGUCAGUUGUAGAUUACUUCACAUCGGUGAUGGGCAACGAGUUUGAGCCUAUGGGGAUGGUUUACCAGAAAUACUGUGAAGAAAUGCACAAGCUAUCACUUCUAAUAACAGAACUAUUAGCUACAAGUUUAGGAGUAAAACGGUCGUACUACCGCGAUUUCUACGAAGAUGCACACUCGAUCAUGCGACUGAACUACUACCCGCCUUGCGACGAGCCAAAUCUAGUCCUAGGAACCGGGCCGCAUUGCGACCCGACAUCCUUAACAGUGUUGUAUCAAGAUGAAGUUGAAGGACUUGAAGUUUUUGUCAAUAACAAAUGGCAUGCAAUUGAGCCUAGACGUGAUGCACUCGUUAUUAACAUUGGAGAUACCUUGAUGGCAAUGACCAACGGAGAAUACAAGAGUUGUUUACACAGAGCAGUGGUGAACGAGAAGAUAGAGAGGAAAACUAUGGCAUUCUUCCUUUGCCCUAAAGAACACAAAGUGGUUACACCGCCAUCGGAAAUUCUAGUUAAUAAUAAGCAAAGGAAGUACCCAGAUUUUACAUGGUCACAACUUGUUGAGUUCACUCAAAAACACUAUCGAGCUGAUGCAAAUACUCUUCAAGCCUUCACCAAUUGGAUCUGGUCCAAAUCACCUUCUAAUGAUGCUAACUAAUAAGUUAAUUACCAACUUAGAAAUUUGAGUAUUCAGUUAGUAAAAUGGAUUUUAUUUUGAUAUGAAAUAAUGUUAUAUUGAAAAGUAUUAGUGUUUAAUUAUGCACGCAAUAUGUGUGUUACAAUUAUAUUUGGUAUUACAUUUAUAAAUAGCGAAGGUUGGCAUAGCUGCUAAUCGUGAUGGAAACUAAUUUCCAUAACAUGGGGUGGAUACCACAACGCAAAAUAAAAGUGGACACAUGCGAUAGAAGAAAAGGGAAGAAAAUGAUAGAAUCAGAAGAGAGAGGGAGGAAAAAGUAGAGAGAGAAGGCCGGAGAACGCGAUGAAUGUGCGGCUAACGGUGAUUUAUGAGCAAAUACAUAACUGAGCUAGCCGACAAAAGAGGUAAACGAUAAGUAAUAGAUCAAUGACAAUUUUUUUUAAAGAAAUGAUAGUACUUUUUUUUUAACGAAAUGAUACUCUUUUUA
Messenger RNA from Spinacia oleracea (spinach), 1820 nucleotides. Its product is annotated as gibberellin 20 oxidase 1-like. The transcript is spliced from 3 exons. Bases 209 to 1354 code for a protein of 381 amino acids. The record is from RefSeq and is a predicted model, not a curated record. NCBI's taxonomy places the organism in Eukaryota, Viridiplantae, Streptophyta, Magnoliopsida, Caryophyllales, Amaranthaceae.